Eriocheir sinensis (Chinese mitten crab) is the source of this 3891-nucleotide messenger RNA. RefSeq lists its product as uncharacterized. The transcript is spliced from 12 exons. NCBI's taxonomy places the organism in Eukaryota, Metazoa, Arthropoda, Malacostraca, Decapoda, Varunidae. The coding region runs from base 1394 to 3328 and encodes 644 amino acids. The record is from RefSeq and is a predicted model, not a curated record.
UAAGUCUUUUUUUCAUAUUCCUUAAGUUGUGGUUCCUUUAGUAUUUUCACUCCUUUGUUUUCUGUCCUUUUUGAGUUUUUUUCUGUUUUUCUUUUCUUUUUCAUUUAUUUUUCUCCUGUUUACUAAUUCCUAAGUCUUUUUUUCAUAUUCCUUAAGUUGCGGUUCCUUUAGUAUUUUCUCUCCUUUGUUUUCUGUCCUUUUUGAGUUUUUUGUCUUUCUUUAUUCUUUUACGUUCCUUUCUUUUUCUCCUGUUUACUAAUUCAUAAGUCUUUUUUCCAUAUUCCUUAAGUUGUGUUUCCCUUAGUAUUUUAAUUCCUUUUUUUCUUUCUUUUAUUCGUUGUUUUCCGUUUCCUUUAUCUCCCUGUUUUAUGUUUCCUUGUUAACUAAUUCAUUUUCUUAUUAUUUUCAUUCCUUUAUCUAAGUUUUCUACUCCUUUGUUUUCUGUACUUAUUCGUGUUUUUUUUCUUUAUUCCUUGAUCUUCCUUUUUUUUGUAUUCCUGUUAACUAAUUCCUAAGAUUUUUUUUCAUUUUCCUCUAUCUAAAUCUUCCACUCCUUUGUUUUUUUCUUAUUCCUUAAUCAUUUAUCCUCCUCUCUUUCUUCCAUUCACUAACUUCUAAGUCUUCCUUUCUAUAUUUUUCAUCAUUUUAUUUCCAUUUUCGUCUCUUCCUUUUCUCUAUCUCCUUCAUUCUCUUUCCUCACCUUUUCCUUUCCCUUCCAUUCCAAGUAUUUGCAUCACUUCUCUUCCCUUCCCUUUCCUUACUUUCCUUCGCUUCCCUUACUUUCUUUCCCUAAUAAAACACAUUUUUUCUCUUCUCUUCUCAUAUUUCUCCUACAUCACUUCUCUCUUUCUCUUUCCUUUACUGAUUCAUCUCUUCCCCUUCUUCUCUUCCUCUUCUCUUCCUUCCCCUCCUAUAAUCAUUCAAUAAAAUCUCCCUUUCUCAUCUUUCCUUCCUUCCUUCCUUUUCCUUCUUGACACCAAAUAAAAGAAGAAACACAUGAUAAAGAGGAAGCAAUAGAAGAACAGAAAGAGGAAGAAGAACUAGAAGGAGGGAAGCAAGAACAAGAAGAAGAAGAAGAGGAGGAGGAAGAAGAACAAAAAUCAGAAAAAAAGAAGAACAAGAAGAAGAUAAAAAAAAAACAAGAGCAACGACAACAACGACAGCAACACGAAGAAGAAGGGGAGAAGGAGGAGAAAAAAAGAACAAAAAAUCAAAAUAAGAAUAAGAGAGAAAAAAUAAUAAUAACAAUAAUAAUAAGAAGAGGAGGAAAAGGAAGAAGAGGAGGAGAAGAAGAAAAACAAAUACCAAAACACAACAACAGCAACAGCAACACUAACAACACCAACAACACAAGUCCCAACAAGUUACAACAAGUCCCAAACACGUCUCCAUCAUGUUCAAGACGAGUAUGGGCAAGGAGAGGAGGAAGGGGGGGGCAAGGAGAGAGAUGACUGCUACCACUACUACCACUACUACUACUACUACUGCCACCCCCUCCUGCUGCCUCCCUUACCUGGCCACUACCCUGUUUCUGCUGAUUGCCUGCUUACCGAGUCCAGGAUCGGCCGUGUGUUACUUCAGCCUCGAGUACCAGGGCGUGUACGUGACCCAGAGUAUCAUCAGCGUGGGCUCCGAGAUCAACUACCUGCAGGUGGUGAUCGAGGCGGCCUCCAUACCCAUCUGGGGACACUGCCACCGACGACUGGGCAACAAUGUGAUACUCUAUGACAACACGGGCGGCACAGACUGCAUCCGCUGCUUCCACCUUGAGUUCCGCUCCAGCCACAUCCUGGAAGUCCACAACGAGGGCCUCAACAAAUGCUACACCACCGAGGCCGCGGCGCUGCACACGUGUCCCACCUUGGCGCAUAUACGGGACAGAAGGACCAGGGAGAUUAUGCUGUAUAAAACCGCCAACACGGAAGGGUCGCCGCUGCCGCCCGUGUACUGCCCCCUCAACGGCCGCUUCCACUUCACGUACAACAUCAACGACGGACGUGAGAGCGCCAUGGAGUGCCCGCAGCCCACCUCCAGCCUGGCCAACUGUCCCGCCGGCAACGCCUUCACGGUGGACUUCCAUAGAUGUACCUUCGAAGACUUCACCAAGAAGUACGAGUGCCUAGGAGAUUGGGAAGGCACUGAUGGGCAGAGGUACUUGGCACUCCAUGACCCAGCCGCCGCCGCCGCCGCCGCCGCCGCCAGCAACACCUCCGCCGACACAGGGGAAGACCCGCCCCCCCAGGCCAGAUUCCGCUGCGCCAUGUACAAGGUGGACGAGGGGAACGGGGAGGUCCACUUGGCUCUCUCCUCGGACUCCACAUGCAUCAACAAGCUUCACUCUGCCUGGAAGGGCUAUGAGAGGCUCGUCCUCACGCCCCUGCCGCCCCCGGAACCCGCCCAGGAGGUGUCGUCAGCAAGGUGUGUCUUCCCGCCGUGGGCUCAGGGGAAGUGGGAGAACCUGGAGGUGGACGGUAAUGUGGCCACCUACACGGACCUCACAUCCUACAAGACCCUCAGAGUGUACUGCGUGGACCCCCAGAUGGCGGGCCUCGUCCCCGUCUACACCCAGAGCCAGUGCGGGGAGGCGUCCUUCACGUGCCUGGCCAUGCAGGAGCGGAGUUCCAACGUCAUGGAGUUCCAGAUCAGUCCUGAUGUACAGAAGGAGUACCACCAGGGGCUGUGUUCCUCACCUGCCUCACUCACCUGGGACUCCUGGGUCACACAAGGACGGGUGGACAGGUUCCGGCAGUCCCCGUGUCCAGUGGCCGGGGAGUACACUGGGGUCAUACCGGACGCCCCCAUGCUGUGCGCCAAGCUCUACUCGGACUGCAACAACCCGGAGAUCAUGUUCUACACCGUGUUCUCCUGCAACAACCGCUCCGAGGUGAUAGAAGAGCGUGAGUACCGAUGCCUGGGCCAGUGGGUGGAGGCGGGCAUCACCUACACCUACACGGAGCGGAGGGACCAGGCCAGCUAUGAGUGCUUCGCCGGGGAGGUGGUGGACAGCGACGAGAUCUUCAUCAUGGAGGCCGGAGUGAACUGCCAGCGUGGCCUGAGGGUGCUGAGCUAUGGCAUGAAGCUGGUCAAGCAAGCCCCAUGCCUCAACGACCCAGGCCUUACCGGAGUGUCCAAGCCCCAGCCAGCCCCUCAGCCCCCCUGGUGGACCACGACGCGCUACCCCUGGGGGAAGAAGGCAGCUCCAUCACCCCCGACAGACCCUGGGACGAAGGAUGAUGGAGGGACAGCUUACGGCAUGGUCCCUAAUGUGUCUGUUCAUGUCCUGUCCCUUCUGUUGGUGUUUGUCUGUGUCCAAUGGAGCUUUGUGUAGAGGAGGAGGAGGAGGAGGAGGAGGUCAGAAGUGUAAGUCCAAAGAGUUAUAUAAGAAGAAGAAUAGAAGAAGAAGAAAGAAAAGAAGUAGAAAGAGGAGGAAGAGGAGGAGGAGUGUGUCAGAAGAGCAAGAAUCCAAAGAAGUAGAAGAGGAGAAAAAGGAGGAAGGAGGAGGAGGAGGAGGAGGAGGAAAGAAAUUGAAAGAAAGAAGCAGGGAGGAGGAGAAGGAGGAGCAGAAGGAGGAAGAGGAGGAAAGGAAAGGAUAUGGAGGAAAGUUAAAAAGUUAUGUGUGUGUGUGUGUGUGUGUGUGUGUGUGUGUGUGUGUGUGUGUAGAUACAUAUACCUAAAUAUAUACCACAUUCUCUUGAUAUAAGUUCACCCAAAGAGGGAAAAAGAGGAAGAGAAGAGGAGGAGGAGGAGGUGAAAGCCAGAAAUGGGUAAAAAGAGGAGGAGGAAGAAGAGGUGGGGAAUAGGUAGGGGUAGAAAGGAGGAGGAGGAGGAGGAGGUAUGGGUAUAGAGAAGGAAGAAGAAGAAGAGGAGGAGGAGGAGGUAUGGGUAUAGAGA